AUGCAGUCCUCCCAGACGCCUGUACUCGACAAGUUCCUCGGAGAGGUCGAUAGGAUCGUGCGCGACAAAAAUGGUGUUGAGCUACAGGCCUUUCUGGUCAUCGAGCCGCCUUUCAACAGCCUCUACGAAGCCAUGAUUGCGGAGAUGCGCAAAAUAUAUCCCAAGGGUAAGGAGGGCGCAUUGGAACAGAGAUGUAGUAGGAUGCUCAAGGAAGCUGGCGAAGACGCAGAGGGUGCGACAUGGACCAUAUUCGUCAAAUUCAUGGCCAAUUACCUCUCCUUCAUACGGGACGUGGAUCCCUCGAAUUUGUUGGAAACAUACAAUAUCCUCAGUGAGCUACAACAAAAAGCGAAUAGUGCCUUAACAAGCCCGUCAAAAGGACUCAUAAUCCUACCCACCGUGAUAGCCUACGCACGUGUUUUUGCCCGACUUGCCAUUGGACUGGAUAAAAAUCCCGAACUCAUAGCCCAUUUGGUUGUCCAAAGCAACUCCGAAGAAGAUGGGCGUCGGGAAACGCUUCCAGAGCGAGCAGCAAACAUACUUCGGACUGCUUUUGUCACUUGUCUGAACGACCGAGGAUCAGGAUCAGGAGGUGUGAAAGAUGGCAAACCGGAUGGAAAGAAAGUCGGAAUAUACAAGAUAGCCAAUCUAUGCUUGAAGAUCCUGUUUCAAUGCGACAAGAAGAUGAACGCUGAGCAAAUCUUCACCAACAUCUACAACCAGUCGCCGCCACUUUCAAUCUAUCCCGCGUCAGAGCGCGUGACUUAUCUCUACUAUCUCGGCCGCUUCCAUUUCUCGACAGGCCAUUUCUUCCCUGCCCAAAUGGCCCUCCAGGCUGCUUAUGACCAAUGCUUAGCCAGUCCAGCGUGUGUCGGCCAACGUCGCCUGAUACUCAUCUAUCUAGUAGCAGCCAACAUGAUUCUUGGCCGUUUCCCUACUCAGUCCCUUUACGACCGACCCGAAGCUGCCGGCCUGCAAGCUAUCUUCCAGCCUAUCGUCCACACUUUAAUCAAAGGCGACCUCGAAACUUUCAGGCGCCUAGUCGACUGGGAUUCUCCGAAUGCGCCGUGGCUCAUGCGAAGAUACAAGAUGCUCCUUCAGAUCGCCCGCCUCUGUGAGGUCAUAGUCUGGCGCUCCCUCUUCCGACGAGCCUUCGUCUUGACCGGCGUCCAAGGUGACAAUGAAACCCGCAAAGCGCCCACUCUAGACCUCAAUUAUGUCCUGGCCUUGUUCGUAUUCCUAGAGAAGCGGGCGUUGCACCCGCCCGAGAGACUCGACAAAUUUGGACCAGCGCCGGAUCCGCCACCAGAAGCGUACUAUAUAGACCCAGAGUUCGUGGGUGCGGAUGGAAAGCCGCUAGAGGGAUACCAUGCAAACGUCAGUCUGCCUUCUAUGUUGAACAUAGAGAGCAAAUGCUCUUCGCUUAUCUCUCAAGGCUUCAUGAACGGCUUCAUCUCGCAUAAGUUGAAGCGGUUCGCGAUCAAGGGCGCCAAAGAGAAAGGGUCAGCGCUGGCCGCAGGGUGGCCGAAGUUUUGGGAUGUCAUCAACGCGGAGGCGCCACCUGACUGUCCUGGAUGGAAGCAGGACGUUGCGAGUUCUUCGGCGGGAGGUGCGUUUGGGCCGGGAAUGGUGGUCAACCUGAGCAAUGCGAGGCCUGUUGGCUCCGGGCCGCUUGGCUGA
Molecule: messenger RNA, 1680 nt
Organism: Mytilinidion resinicola
Lineage: Eukaryota; Fungi; Ascomycota; Dothideomycetes; Mytilinidiales; Mytilinidiaceae
Exons: 2
Coding region: 1-1680 (559 amino acids)
Biological process (GO): transcription elongation by RNA polymerase II; post-transcriptional tethering of RNA polymerase II gene DNA at nuclear periphery; poly(A)+ mRNA export from nucleus
Cellular component (GO): transcription export complex 2
Molecular function (GO): double-stranded DNA binding; RNA binding
Source: RefSeq, a predicted model, not a curated record